Molecule: messenger RNA, 493 nt
Organism: Amyelois transitella
Lineage: Eukaryota; Metazoa; Arthropoda; Insecta; Lepidoptera; Pyralidae
Product: mitochondrial translation release factor in rescue
Exons: 2
Coding region: 1-420 (139 amino acids)
Biological process (GO): translational termination
Cellular component (GO): mitochondrion
Molecular function (GO): translation release factor activity
Source: RefSeq, a predicted model, not a curated record
AUGUUGAGUGUACUCCGUGGCCCCAACUUCUCAUGGCUGCCUCGCACAUUAGCAGCUUUCAAACACACUAUAGACUUCUCAAAGGUCCCCAAAAUUCAAGAACACGAACUAAGUGAGGCAUUUGUCAGAGGGAGUGGUCCGGGAGGGUCUGCAGUGAACAAAAAUGCCAAUUGUGUAGUCCUCACGCAUCUGCCUACAGGUACAGUAGUGAAAUGUCACAUAAGCAGAUGUCAAGAUGAGAACAGGAAAUUAGCUAGAGAGAUGUUGGUGGAGAAAUUGGAUGAAACAUUGAACGGAGAGGAGAGUGUGGCGGCCCAGAGAAGGAGACUUCAGGAGCAAAAAUAUAAGAAGAAUGAGUAUAAGAAAAAGAAGAUGGCUCAGCUCAAGAGUGAGUGGAAGAAACGGGAGGGGCUAGAAUAGGUUAUAAUAUAUAUGAAAUAAUGUAAAUUAUUUUUGUCAAGUUGUAGAUAGUUGAAAUAUAAGGAUUAAAAAA